AUGUCUUCUAACAAUUGGAAAAAAGUGGAAAAUGAAGCAGGAUAUCCGUGUUACAUUUACGAUGCGACGGGAAAACAACAAUAUGAUCAUCCGGAGUUCAGGAAGAUUAUGGAACUACUUGAGGAAUACGAUGGGAUUAAAUAUAGUGCCUACCGAAUCGCUUUUAAAAUAUAUGCUUUGCAGAAACACCUGCGAGUGCCUCCUCUCCGUAUAAGUUCAGGAGUGUUUGGAAGACAUCAACUAAGUCUAUCUGAGAGCAGCUUGUCCCUGGAUACUGUUGAGCUUGAGGCUGUACUUGCAGAUAUAUACUUUGCUGCUGAGAAAGAAGGCCUAUUUACUGGAGAUAUUGACCUGGCUGUAGAUUUGCUGAUUAACUUGUUGCUCAAUAUUUAUGAUAAGGAAAGAAAAGAACCUCUCCGAGUAUUGGCUGCAAAAACUCUCCUUAUAAUAUUAAGUGAAGAGUCAGCAUCAGAUAAAUGGGUAGCUUUAGCAAACUGUUGUGCAGAUCAUAAUGGUUGCGUAUCUCCGAAACGGUUGGCAGCAUUGUUAACCCACGUGUCAGCAUUAUCUGCAUACCUUGGUGUUGAUUAUAACCAAGUGCAGGCAGAUGUGGACUCAUGUUUUGACAAGAGCGCGGGUAUGUUAGGUGUGAGCUCUCGCGCAGUGUCCGAGUGGGGAGAGUCUAGUUGUAGUGCUCGCUGGCUGCCUGUGGUGCAGCGCAUAGUGAGCAGUCGAACUAGUGCUGACGUCACAGCUGCUUGUGCUCACUGCAAGCAACCCCUUAUACAGGUGCUGAAAUUCAAAUGUUUAAAAUGUAGUGACGUAUAUUUCUGUGAAAAAUGUUACUUGUACGAAAAAGACUUGACCACGACCAGUGGUCAUAAGAAGACUCACUUAGUGCAUGAGGUCAUCGAUGGACAGAUAAAGUCAUCAGAAUGCCUUAGCUUCAUAAAAGGUAUAAAGAAAUUCUUUUUCUGCACUAAAACUAAGAAGAAACGUCCUAAAAAGGGAACUAAGAAGAGUAUAGAGAAAACGGAAGGCCAUGGAUCCGUCAGACGAAGGAAAGAUGGGAGACCAGCAAUGUUUACGUCCACAGUGGGUAAAGCUUCAGGAAACACUGCUAGUAACCCUGCAUCUUUACUUCAAGAUAUUAUUACACAAUUAGAAACACAAAAUAAGGCUCUUCAGGAUCUAUCCAAUCAAUUGCAGAAUGAACAGAAGAAUAGUGACCAGGAACUAAGGACAAAGGUAGAGUCACAUUGGACUCACGUAUCAGCGCAGAUAAAUAGAUUAAAAAUGUUGAAGGAAAAUCUUACAUCCAGUCCGCAGAACAUCCCUAUGGAAAACUUGACGAAAGCUGACAAGAACGACAGACCGCAAGCAUUUGAUUUGUUCAGUCCAAUACCAAUUGUGGACGAAAAACAGUCCAAAGUAACGGACAUUAAGAACCAACCGAGGGUACUGAGUCUAGAUUCUGGCAACUUCUCUGUGGUGUCCAAACAUGAGAGUCAGAACUUGAUGACGAUGUCCGGAGACGCGUUGAAGCCGGUCGUGGUUCAUGCCACAUCUGACAGUAUAUCUACUGUGUCUAUGAAUGAUAUUAGUAAUUGGUAUAAUGAAACAGAAUCAAACGCUGACCGACAAAAACUGAAAGUUCGUCAAAAUGCAGACACAACUUGCCAGUCUCUCGCCGCGACGGAGCAGAAGUUCGCGGCGGACAUACGCUCCGUGGAGACCAGUAAUGACAAGAUGAAGGAACUCAAUGCCGACUUAGACACCGUGCUGGAUAGACUGCAGCAGAUAUUGACCAAUAACUUUGCUAUGGAUGACUCGUGCUUUGACAACACGCAAUUGCGGGAAACAGCGAAUGAGAUGGAAGGUCUACUCGGCACUUUGAUACGAGGAGUGGAGCAAAGAGCUACGCUCAACGCGACUAAGGGACUUGUAUAG
Arctia plantaginis is the source of this 1950-nucleotide messenger RNA. NCBI's taxonomy places the organism in Eukaryota, Metazoa, Arthropoda, Insecta, Lepidoptera, Erebidae. The record is from the annotation of a GenBank genome assembly.